AUGUUAAUCAAGCUUCUAAUAUUCUCAUUGCUUUUCUUUGUUGGUCCGACUGUUGCUGAUGUCCUGAGUUCAUUCCAAAGAGCAGCCCGACUUCUGAAUGCGACGGAAAGAAGCGAGAUUGAUCAGCUUCUGAAGAAUCAGACCUUAACGAAAGCCCAGAUCAAACAGAAGAUCGAUGACAUCAUCAAUGUUCAGAAUCAGACAGUGGCUGAACAAUGGAAAGCAGAGAGAGAUCGAUUGCAACAACAGUAUUCUGAUGAACGACAACAGAGAUUAAGUGGGGCUUCGGAUGAUGUGAGGAACCUGGACGCUCAAAUUAAUGUAAGCUUGUCCUUGAUGCUAUUACACUAGGUAUAGGUAUACCCUCCUAACUAGGUAUAAUCUUAUUAUACAGGGUGACCCAAAAUAACGGAGACAAUUUUUGAAGGGUCCCACCGCGAAAACCGGGCGUUAGAGAACCAUAAACGACAGCGGGUUAUAUUCUAUAACACCUUCUUUAUAAUCCACGAGAAUUUGGUGGAAUCAUCAUGUCGCAGUAAAAAGUUACAGCUUAAGAAAGAUGCUUUGCGCCGUUUUUUUGGCCCUCAAUUUUAAUUCCCUUGUGUUGUGUAAAGCCUGGCUGUACUACAGCCGCAGAAAUGGCAAGUUCAAUUUGCUUUGUUAGACUACUAUGUCUGUAAGAAAGCAGUUACAUAGGUUUUUGGGAUAUGGUUUUUAUUUCUACGGUGGUACCGAUCUCAACAUUGAAGAUCGCCAUUUUUUCCAAAUUUUUUCCGUAAAAAAUUCAGUUCUUUUCGAAUAAAGCUAAAACCACUAGUACGUGUUCUAUUCAUAAAUACAAUGAUUCUGAAAAAAUCUGUGAUUGCUUGCUGGUUGCGACAGCUUUUCCUUAACAAGUUUCUCGCCCAGAACUACCCCACGGCACGCUGCUUUGAGAAAGAUGGGUUAUCGAUAACAGAAUGACAAGAUGGAUCAAAACGGCGCAUUAUGCUCCUGUACACUUAUGAAUACGACUCUUAAGAAUCAGCCUAGGGCACUUUCGGUCUUUCUGUGUCACCGGCUCGACCGGUAUUCCGCCUAAGGCAAAAAUAAGGCAGAAUUCUACUGAUUACCAAAUAGCAUUCCGUAGCAGUUACAAGAUGUUUCUCUUUUGCUUUUAUGGUGUUCCUUUAAUCAUGUUCUAGUAACUCGUAUUACAUUUUGCCUUAUCUAACAUUUAAACUCCUUCUUACGCUUACAUUUUCAAAAAAGGCCAAUUUUUGCACUUCAACUGCCUGAAAAUACUCGGCUGCAACUUCUGAACCAUCGAUAGUUAAGCUUAGUAUGAUAGCUCAUUUUAAAGGUCUUAUUACGAUAAUUAUUCACUGCAAAUCUCAAACUAUUCCGCGUUUUCUUUUUUGAGUAAGGCAGCUUUCUUGUAAAAAGACCCCACGGGCAGAAGGGUCCGAGUCAACCGGAUAUAUUGAUGUCGUUCAAGACAGAAGAGCGUCGUACAACAAAACUAUCGUUAAAUAAAACUACCCUAAUGUGGUACUGUAAUAUAAAUAAGGAGUCACUCAUGAAUCUUAAUAAGUCGCAGAAAAAACGGGAAAUCUUUUGUCUCCGUUAUUUUGGGUCACCCUGUACUUUAUUCAAUCAACAGAGAUGAUUACUUCCAGGCAAUCAGAAACAACGACGCCCUUACUCGGCAACAAACUUGCGAACAAAUCCAGAAUCUACUCAAGAAUGCCACCAAAAAAGCCCAAAGACAACUUCAGAUCAAGCCUCAUAAAUGUAAAUUUGCCCUUCAAAACGUGACAAGUAGAAGAACUAGUUCUCCAUCGUGGAGUCCAAGGUCAACUAACCCUGGAUUCUGGAGUUUUACAAGAAGAAUUGGAUCUUCAACUGCCGCACCGCCCUUUAGAUUCACUGAUCCACAACCUCUGAAUUUGGGUGAGAUGACAAAUUUUAAUCGAACAAGACAAAGAUGGCCAUUUCAUCCUCCAUUUCACGCAACGAUCCCUACUAGAUCUACAACUUUCAACCCAUUCGCUCCUCCUGUUACAUCUCCCUUAUCUGUCCCUCCAUUUGUUUACGGACCCAUUCAUACUCGUACCCCUCCCUCUAUUAACCCACAAAAUCUAGGGCAGCCCGUACAGCACAUCCAAACUCCACCUCCAAUUGCAAUUAUUGGAUAA
Messenger RNA from Bursaphelenchus xylophilus (pine wood nematode), 2177 nucleotides. The record is from the annotation of a GenBank genome assembly. Lineage: Eukaryota; Metazoa; Nematoda; Chromadorea; Rhabditida; Aphelenchoididae.